UUUUUACUGUGUUCCCGUUCGAGUUGGCCUACAGACCUAAUUUUUGCGUGCGGAAUACUUUUUCCCGAAAAAGUGAAGCCAACGGAUAAACAAUAGCCAAAGGAAAGCGACAGCGAUAGAAAGUGAUAGUGAAAGUAAACAAAAGCGGAAGAGAAGAACUCUGGCGUUAAUUGUGUGUGCAUACAUAUGCCCUAUUUAAUAUUUCCGAUGCGUCCAUAACGGGAGUGUGUUUUUGCUUCCUCUUUCAUCCGCGCCCUCGCCGUCGUCUUUCUACCCAAAACCCAAUUUUCAAUGUGCAAUUUUGUAUAAAAAUUAACACAAAGUGGGAAGAUAGCGUUGUGUCAUAGAAUUGGAGCAAAGGCAAAAACAAGGCAAAAUUAGCAAAGGCAAACGGAAAAACAACAACACAGAAUGCCCAGUGGAACACCAGUACAUGUGUGUGUAUGUACGCGGUGUGACCGUGUGUGCGUGUGUGUGUGUGUAUGUGUUUAGUAGGAAUUGCAAUUUAUAGUUGUUGUUUCCCAGAGCUUUCGCUUGUUGCGCGCGUGCGACGAUUGUGCAAGAAGUUUUUGUGUGUGUAAAAAUCGGGAAGAGGAAAUAGCAGAGAAUAGAAGGAGAAUAACAUGGGAAUAAAUAAAUAAAAAAAGAAAAGAAAAUAAAAUAAAUAAAUCGCCAAAUGCGUUCGUCGUCGCGUGUGUGUGAGUGUUCUGAAAUAUGCUGAAAAAGCUCUCGGAGAGCGAGAGAGCGAUCGGGAGAAAUAGCAGCAACAACAAGAACAACAGCGAUCGGCGAAAUGAAUCACACGCAAGCUUUGUUUUGCGAAUUAUAAAUUCGCGUUCUCCACACAUGCGAAUUCCCACACUGAGAGAGAGACAGGGACAGCGAGAGAGGAAGAGCAACAACAAGACCAAGACAUAAUAAUAGAACUUUUGCUUUCGGUUCCAACUGGUUUUUGUAUACAUAAAAAGAGAGCGAGAAGGAGAGUGGGGCGGAGACGUCGUAAGAGAGAGACGGGCAGCUUCCAGCUCUUCUUCUUCCGUGAUCUUCGUCUUGGAAUUCAUGGAAACCGGGCGCAUGCGCAAAACAAAAAACUACAAAAGGAAAAACAACAACGUCAGCUGCAUGAAAGGUCUUUAAAGCAACUCGGAAAAUAAUUAUACUAUCGUUACCUGCCAUUACGAAUCAAUACAAAAAUCAAUCCCACACAUCACAACGAAACGUACAAAAAGUUAAAUUAAAAUAUUCAUAAAAUGGAUACCUUCAAUGUACCUUUGCUGGCGGAAAGCAGCAACAACAACUAUGCAACAGAAGCUACCAGCAACCAUCACCAUCUGCAGCAUCAGCAGCAGCAGCAGCAACAGCAGCAUCAGCAGCAGCAACUCUUAAUGCCACACCAUCACAAGGAUCAAAUGCUGGCCGCUGGCAGUUCUCCGAUGCUGCCAUUUUACUCGCACUUGCAAUUGCAACAAAAGGAUGCAACUGCCACAAUAGGAUCUGCAGCAGCAACAGUUGCAGCAGCAGCAGUAGCAACAUCGGCCAACUCCGAUAACUUUAGUUCGUUGCAAGCAAUCGAUGCCAGUCAACUAGAUGGAGGGAUUUCCUUAAGCGGUCUUUGCGAUCGCUUCUUUGCGGCUAGUCCUAAUCCUCAUAGCAAUAGCAAUAUGACCUUAAUGGGCACUACGUCAGCAGCCACAACAACCACUACCAAUAAUAAUAAUAACAAUAACAAUAACAACACUAAUAAUAAUAAUAACAACAACAAUGUGGAGGCUAAGGCAGUGAGGCCAUCAAACGGCAGUUCAGUGAUCAUCGAAUCUGUGACAAUGCCAUCGUUUGCCAAUAUCCUAUUUCCCACCCACCGCUCUACCAAUGAGUGCAUUGAUCCCGCCCUGUUGCAAAAGAAUCCCCAAAACAACACCAAUGGCACUGGGGGUGGUGGUGGCAUUAUUGUGCCGUCCGUGGAAUAUCAUCAAUUGAAGCCACUUGAAGUCAAUUCCUCGACUUCCGUUUCCACCAGUAAUUUCCUCUCCUCCACCACCGCUCAAUUGUUGGAUUUUGAGGUGCAGGUGGGUAAGGAUGAUAGUCACAUUAGCACUACAACAACAGGGUCCGGAUCGGGAUCGGGUGCGGCAACCAUUGCCACUGCAACGCCAACAACAGCAACAACAUCCAUUAUUAACACUGCCAAUCCAACGAGGAGCUCAUUGCACAGUAUUGAGGAGUUGGCCGCCAGUUCCUGUGUCCCAAAAACAACAUCACCUAAUAGUAGCAACCACAAUAGCAGUGCCAGUACCACACCGCAACAGCAGCAACAUCAGCACCAACAUCACAUGCAAAGUGGCAAUCACAGCGGCUCUAAUCUCAGCAGCGACGAUGAAUCCAUGUCCGAGGAUGAAUUCGGUCUGGAAAUUGAUGAUAAUGGAGGCUAUCAGGACACCACCUCCUCACACUCGCAGCAAAGCGGCGGUGGCGGUGGCGGCGGCGGUGGCAACCUGCUUAAUGGCAGCUCCGGAGGCAGUUCCGCCGGCGGUGGCUACAUGCUUCUACCCCAGGCAGCCAGUUCCAGUGGCAAUAAUAACAACCAGAAUGCCGGCCACAUGUCCUCUGGUUCCGUGGGCAACGGUGGUGGCAACAAUGGCGGCUCUGGCGGCAACUCCGGUCCGGGAAAUCCCAUGGGCGGUACAAGUGCAACGCCGGGACACGGUGGCGAAGUGAUCGACUUCAAGCACCUGUUCGAGGAACUCUGCCCGGUGUGCGGCGACAAGGUGAGCGGCUAUCACUACGGCCUGCUCACCUGCGAGUCCUGCAAGGGCUUCUUCAAGCGCACCGUGCAGAACAAGAAGGUCUACACCUGCGUGGCGGAGCGGUCGUGCCACAUCGACAAGACGCAGCGCAAACGGUGUCCCUACUGCCGAUUCCAGAAGUGCCUCGAGGUCGGCAUGAAGCUAGAAGCUGUCCGAGCGGAUCGGAUGCGAGGUGGACGCAACAAGUUUGGACCCAUGUACAAACGGGAUCGGGCGCGGAAGCUGCAGGUGAUGCGGCAGCGGCAGUUGGCGCUACAAGCGCUGCGCAACUCGAUGGGUCCGGACAUCAAGCCAACGCCGAUCUCGCCGGGAUACCAGCAAGCAUAUCCAAAUAUGAACAUUAAGCAGGAAAUCCAAAUACCUCAGGUAUCCUCACUCACCCAAUCUCCGGACUCGUCGCCCAGCCCCAUAGCUAUUGCGUUGGGACAGGUGAACGCAAGCACGGGCGGUGUGAUAGCCACGCCCAUGAACGCCGGCAACGGCGGUAGCGUUGGCGGAGGUCUUAACGGGCCCAGUUCCGUGGGCAACGGCAAUAGCAGCAACGGCAGCAGCAGCGGCAACAACAACAGCAGCACGGGCAACGGAGCGUCCGAAAGAGGAGGUGGCAACAAUGCGGGCGGUGGAGGAGGAGGCGGCGGUGGCAAUAAUUCCGGCGACGGCCUGCAUCGCAACGGCGGCAAUGGCAACAGCAGUUGCCACGAUGCUGGAAUAGGAUCUCUGCAGAAUACGGCCGACUCGAAAUUGUGCUUUGAUUCUGGCACACAUCCAUCGAGCACAGCCGACGCGCUAAUAGAGCCAUUAAGAGUCUCACCCAUGAUUCGUGAAUUUGUGCAAUCGAUCGACGAUCGGGAAUGGCAGACGCAACUGUUUGCCCUGCUGCAGAAGCAAACCUACAACCAGGUGGAAGUGGAUCUCUUCGAGCUGAUGUGCAAAGUGCUCGACCAGAAUUUGUUCUCGCAAGUGGACUGGGCACGCAACACCGUCUUCUUCAAGGAUCUGAAGGUCGACGACCAAAUGAAGCUGCUGCAGCAUUCCUGGUCAGACAUGCUGGUUCUGGAUCACCUGCAUCAUCGCAUCCACAACGGUCUGCCCGACGAAACGCAACUGAACAAUGGCCAGGUCUUCAAUCUGAUGAGUCUGGGACUGUUGGGCGUGCCACAGCUGGGCGAUUACUUCAACGAGCUGCAGAAUAAGCUGCAAGAUCUGAAAUUCGAUAUGGGCGACUAUGUCUGCAUGAAAUUCCUAAUCCUGUUGAAUCCAAGUGUACGGGGUAUUGUCAACCGGAAGACCGUCUCCGAGGGACAUGAUAAUGUGCAAGCCGCUUUGCUGGACUACACCCUCACCUGCUAUCCGUCAGUUAAUGAUAAAUUCAGUAGGCUAGUGAACAUCUUACCGGAUAUCCAUGCCAUGGCCGCUCGCGGUGAGGAGCACCUGUACACCAAGCACUGUGCCGGCAGUGCGCCGACCCAAACGCUGCUCAUGGAGAUGCUGCACGCCAAGCGCAAGGUGUAGAGGCCGGGAAAACGUGACACGGAUUACUUAAUCAUUUAUGAAAUGUAAAUAACAAGGCGGGGUUUCUGUCCCCCGUCGGAUGGCAACCAACCAGGAGGAUAUGGAAGGCGAACGGAGGAUACAGAAUUCCGUAUUAUGAAUAUGGGAAUCCAUCAUCACUACUACAACCACCAACACCACCACCACCAACAACUAUCACACCUAUACACACACACAUGCACACAUUUGUUGAUUCAAUGUUAAUUAUUAUUACGUUUACGGUUAGGUCUAGCUUAUGUUUAACUAAUUAAUUAAUUUGUCUUAAAUUAAUUCGUGUUUUAUUUGUAGUCCCUGAUAAAGCAAUUUUUAAAACACUUCAACCUAAAUGAGAAUAUAUAGAUGUAUGGAUAUAACUUUUAAUACGGCAAGGAGAAUCCCCACUUUCUUUAGGCAUUACAACAAGCAAACGAAAAGAAAAAACGGAAAACAAAAUAAGCAUGAGAAAUUUUAUUUUUAUAUACCUAUAUUGAUACGAUACUUAUGGAUAAAAUCUAUAUAUAUUUUUAUGUAAAUUGGCGUACUUUUUAAGCGUCCUACAACUUUUUAAUUAGCGAUUGGUUUUACUAUAGUUUUCAAAUUAUAUUCGUUUCCACUUGUAGAUCGAUUCUUGUAUUUUUUCGCGCCAAGUGUCUUGCAUAGUAUUUGCGUCUAAUCUAACGGCAACAAAAACAAAAGCGGAAAAUCCAUACAAAGAAAAUGAAAACAAAGCAAAUUUAGGUGUUCAUGGUAUGAAUGUAUGUGUAUAUUAUAAUUGUAAUUUCAUCUUAGUGUAAGAAAACAAUGCAAACAACUACCUACAAACAAGAUAAUGAAGAGCAAGAAAUUAUAUAAAUUAAUAAAAAAGAUCGUGUUAAAAACUAUAUAGUAAAUAUAUACUUACAUAUAUAUUUAAAUUUAGCAGCAAGUUUCAACUAUUUGUAAAUUUCAACCGAGAUGUAAUUGUUUCAAUGUCAGCAAACCAGAUUCUGUAAAGCUUAUAUUUAAAGUAUAAAAUAUAUUUUGUGCAAGGAAAAUGAUAAAUCAGUUAAUGGAUAAAAACCAAUUAUAAAAAUAAAUCAAGCUAUAUAAAACUUUAAAUCUAAAAGUAAAAGAUGCUUAGUCAUGAAUUUGGGCAAUGAGGCGGAACCGAAAUCGCAUUCAAGAAAAUCAAGAAUAUUGUAAGAUCAAAAAUCGAAAUAAACAAACCAAAUAAACUUUAUUUAAUGAAAAUUAAUGGAACCACUUUCAAUUCGAAUAUUAAGUUACCUGGAAUUUGCUGUAAUAAUUUUAAUAAAUAUUCUUAUUAAAUAAGUAAAAUAUUUUUAGAAUUUCCAAAUUUCUUCUUCAUUUCGUUUGGAUCUGAUCAUUGCCCUAAUUCUUGCCUUGGCAUUGCGCUUAAACAAAAAGUACCUUAUAAAAUUAAAUAAAUAUGAACUCCAGAUUCAGAAAAACCAGAAACUAAUUACCACACAGACACACAUUUCAAAUUUAAAGGCAGCGUGUAUAAAUAAAAAAAAGUCGUUAAAAGAUGUAUAAAAACCGGAGGUAGCAGAAGAAUUCACGAAAAUUAAAAAAAAUUCUGGCAGAUGCAAGAUUAUUAGGGGGCAAAAAAUACAAAAACGAAAGCACGACGACAUCUACAUAUAUAGGUUUGCCUAGGUAUACAUUAUAUAUAUAUUUAGGUCUUUAGUUGGUAUGUAUAACUUCUGUAUGUAUUAUAAAAUGUAAACAAAAAACGUAAACAAAAAUAUGGGUAAAUAAUGUAAAAGUUGGCAAUGAGAGUUGGCAAGAUAGUGGAUCAGUUAUAUUUAAAGAUGUUAAGUAAAGGGCAAAAAUUGUUGACGUCUAACGUAACGCUGGCGGCAUGUUGUUGAAAACACGUUAAUAGAAGAAAAGAGAUGGAGGGAUCGAUAUACACAUACAAAUAUAUAAAUGUUUAUUCAGGUAUGAAUGGCGUUAGGUAUGUUUAUUGUAAAAUUGAUUACGAUGUGAACCUGUUAUUGCAAAUGAAAAGUGAUUUUAACUAUUAAGAAAAUCUAUAUAUAUACUAUAAACCCAUGAAAAACAAAAAAAAAUGGAUCUAACAGUUAUACAUUUAAUGAUUAAUAUAAAUGCAAGCAACACACACACAUUUUAAGUUUGAAAAACUGUUAAAAAUGCAAAAAAAAAAUCAUUUAACUAGAAACAAAACUACCUAAAACUACAAUGCAUAUUCGAUCAAUUGAUUUAAUAUGCUUUAUGAUUAUGUUAACAUACAAUUUCAUCUCAGAGAUGUUUCAAACAUGCAACCAACAACCAACAACAACAAAAGCAAAGUGAAAUAAAAAGUAAUUAUAAAAACGAA
Drosophila eugracilis is the source of this 6678-nucleotide messenger RNA. It is a transcript of the gene ftz-f1, whose product is annotated as nuclear hormone receptor FTZ-F1. The transcript has 10 exons. Bases 1251 to 4316 code for a protein of 1021 amino acids. The record is from RefSeq and is a predicted model, not a curated record. Gene Ontology annotation, molecular function: zinc ion binding; nuclear receptor activity; RNA polymerase II cis-regulatory region sequence-specific DNA binding. Gene Ontology annotation, cellular component: RNA polymerase II transcription regulator complex. NCBI's taxonomy places the organism in Eukaryota, Metazoa, Arthropoda, Insecta, Diptera, Drosophilidae. Gene Ontology annotation, biological process: hormone-mediated signaling pathway; tissue development; regulation of transcription by RNA polymerase II.